AUCAAAAUGAGCUUGUUGGUCUCUCUACCGCUGCUAUUGUUCUUUUUCGUGUCUCCAGAUGUACUUUUUCUAAUUUUCCCAGAUCACAUCGUUUAGAGUCAGAGAGUCAGUGGUGACAAGGCAUUUGUAACGAUGGUGGCCUCGUUGGACGAAUACCCACAGCUAGUGACAGACUUAACGCAACGCAGCUUCCCAUUGAAGGUCCUGGAAUCAACCGCCCUCAUUGUUCUCAUUGCAUUAGCGUUUUUUGGCAACGUUCUGAUCUGUGUGGCUCUUCUCCGGACCCCUGCUCUCCGUACAGUGGCAAACAUGUUUGUCAUAAAUUUGGCUGUGAGCGAUAUUUUAAUGGCGGUGGUUUGUAUGCCGCUAACACUGUGUGUGCUUAUCUCAGGGAAUUGGCCAUUCAGCGUGGCGGUUUGCGAUCUUCAAGGGUUUUUCAUGUUUUCGUUUGGAAUCGUUUCACAAGUGAACAUGUCCGUAGUUGCUUUAAAUCGCUACUUCGCUGUUUGCCGACCGUUUGAUUGCAAAGCCAUCUUUACCAAGGGAAACGUGAUUUGGAUGAUUGCCCUGCUUUGGAUUUUACCAAGCGUUGCUAGUGUUCCUCCUUUGGUGGGCUGGGGAUAUUACGCUUUUAAUGGGGGCAAAGCUUUCUGUAUCUACCCCUUCAACGUCAACUUGAUUUACACCACGAUUGUUCAGCUUCUGUUCAUUGCAUUCCCUCUGGGACUUAUCGGAUUCAGCUACGCGAAGUGCAUCAUGGCCAUAAGAGCAAACAACCGACAAAUCGCGCAGAUGGAAGACAACUCUCGCCCGUCCAAUCAACAGUCGAGAAAAGCGCGCGAAAUUCGUGCCACUUGGACAAUGAUGUUAGCCACCUUGGGCUUCAGCUUGUGUUGGUUUCCAGUCUCCUUCAUAGAUUUUGCAGACACCUUCACAGGAGGCGGGAAUUUGCCACGGGGAGUUUUUACGCUCAACGGUUUUCUGAUCUUCACGUCAAGUUCUAUCAAUCCUCUCAUUUACUGGCUAACAAACCGCGACUUCCGAAAGGCUUACCAGAAUUUGUUGCCGUGUACGAAAAAUAAUGUUGUAAUAGUGGCCGAGGUUUCACGCACCACACAAAUCACUCUUUCUCAACAACCUGUGGAUGAAUAACUGUAAUAUUUAUUUCAUUCAUUCAUCUAAUAUGCAUUUAUCCUUUGCUAUCAUCAGAACGACAAUGAUUUGACCUAAUUGUAAAUAGGUUAGAAUCCACAUUGAUGUCAUGUUAAUUUUUUGACUGUGUGCAUGCAUUAUUAUCUCUACAACUCAGUUAAAUUAAAACAUACUUUAAGAUCAAUAUAUCAAACAAAAGCGUAGCAAUAAUUUUUUAAAUGGGUUGGGGGGGGGAGGGUCAAGCUGUGUUACAUCCAUGGGGUACCUGUACCUACCAAAUUGUCAUGUUGACACCCACGUGGGGUAUUACUAAAAAUCGCAUUUUUUUCGCGUGAGCAGCUUGCGUGCGACAAGCCCUUUCUAGUAAACAGAGUAUCAAGCAUUAGAAAAGAUUUAUGCCCUGCUGAUUCUUUCGGCAGAGCAGCGCGUUUUCUCCACGUAAAUGAAAGGUUUUAGUUGUUGACCAAAAUAAAUUCUCAGAAAGGGAUGGUCAUGGGCACCCAAGGGCUUCGCCUGUUAGCUAGGCCUCUGCCAAUGUAAGCAGUCGUACACAAACUGACGCUCUUGUCACUGAUCUUCUAGCGCCGUUUACUCGGAAGGAGGAAGCGUGUUAACCUUUGCGCAUUGUUCAGCACCUUGAAAUUGAUUUUUCAUUGAACUUGAUUCAAAGUAGUUAACAUUCCAGUUUAUGCUAAAGAAGUGUUCACUUUGCGUUAAUUGUUUAAGAAAAUCGAUUUUUUUCCCGCGAAACAAAGUGAAAUAAACUUUUCUUUAAGGAUUUCCCAUUGCUACGGGUUAUUUCGUACACGUAAAACAGCUUCUAUGAGAUGUGUUUGCAGAACAUGAUUUAUUAAGAAAAACUUUGUCGUAAACAAAAAAUAAUGUGACUGGCCCUAAAGGAUCCAAAUUUCCCCAUUUAAAUAGCUUUUAAUUAUUAUCUAGAUUAAAAAAUGUUUUGUUAAAACUACUUACUUUUAAGUUAUCAAAAUGACCAAAUUAUCCAAGUUAAAAUUAAAAUUAAAGCUAUC
Molecule: messenger RNA, 2180 nt
Organism: Stylophora pistillata
Lineage: Eukaryota; Metazoa; Cnidaria; Anthozoa; Scleractinia; Pocilloporidae
Product: melatonin receptor type 1C
Biological process (GO): G protein-coupled receptor signaling pathway
Cellular component (GO): membrane
Molecular function (GO): G protein-coupled receptor activity
Source: RefSeq, a predicted model, not a curated record